CCUUUGCGACCGCACGUAUGUUGCCCAUAUCUCCAUCAUGUUACAUCGAGCAUGCAUGACUAAUGUUAUGCUAUCUUCUUAUCAAUACAGCAGCUCCUACUUGCCGUUCCCGAUGCAGCUAUCAGGCCCACGAGGCUUAUAGCUGGCCAACACGGGCGUACAUGAGCUUGAGGAAGCUUACCAUGCGCUCAAGCUGAAUAUCUCCAUUUUCUAGGAAAUAUGACGACCUCAGAUCUACCGGUAGAGAAUGUAGAUGUGCUUGUGGUAGGUGGAGGACCAGUAGGCCUCGUAACCGCCUACCAACUCGCGCGCAACCUCCCUCGCUCUACGCAUCGCAUCAAGAUCAUAGAACAACAUCCCAAGUCCUCUCAAGACAACUAUGGACGCGCCAUCACCCUCUUCCCUCGCAGUACUGAGAUGUUAGACCAGCUUUCUCUAGCCGAUGCCCUUGCCCAACAAUGUUUCGCAUGUCGCGAGACUGUAAACUACGAUAAACAUGGCAAUGAGGCCGAAGGAAGAGGUUGGGCGUUCAUGGAGAAUAUGAAGGAUACCAAGUGGGAUUUCGCGUUGGUGCUACGUCAGAAGUACCAGGAAGAGGUGUUUAGGAAAGCGUUGGCUAAGGAGGGGGUACAACUUGAUGCGCCAUACACCCUGGUGGGUAUUGAGAUGAUAGAAGGAGCUGAGAUGGGUGAAUAUCGUGUACUGGCUACAAUCGAACAUGGCGAGACGAAGGUGAAGAGCGUAGUCAGAUGUCGAUAUCUCGUUGGCGCAGACGGUGGACGGUCCUUCGUACGACGAGCUAUGAACAUCCCCUUCGACGGCUCAUCCAGCGAAGACAAGUGGGUACGCGUCGACGGUGUCAUCGAAACCGACCUCCCCAAACCGCGAACGUAUUGCGCAAUCGAGUCACCUACACACGGAAACGUUCUAUGGGCCGCGCUAGACCGAGGCGCAACGCGUAUAGGCUUCGCAUUCACAGCCGAACGUCAGAAAGCAUACAAGGUGUUUGACGAAGAAGCCGCCGUCAAGGAAGCCAUCGCAUCCGUCAAGCCGUUCAGCCUCAAGUUCAAGCAAGUAGAUUGGUGGACCAUCUACGUCGUUGGGCAGCGGAUCGCACGCUCGUUCUUCGUUAACGACUGCAUAUUUCUCGCCGGCGACGCAUGCCACACACAUAGCUCGGGUGCAGCCCAAGGUAUGAAUACCGGCAUGCAUGAUGCCGUCAACCUCGGUUGGAAGCUCUCUCUCGUCCUCCUAGGUCUCGCCAAACCUGAUCUGUUACACUCGUACGAAGCAGAGCGUCUCCCCAAUGUACAGCGACUGAUCAACUACGACAAAGACAUCUCGCGCCUCAUGACCAUGCAGUUACCUGAAGGAUGGACGGGCGAUCCAAACGCAGAUCCGAAUGAGGUACUAGGAGUUGUCAUGGCCGAAGCAGCGACGUUCAGUAGCGGACUGGGUAUCUACUACGAGCCAGACUCCUACCUCAACCUCACCCAGAGCUCUGAUAUAUCGUCAGUACAGCCCGGUCAACGCGCACCUGAUGUCACGCUACAGAAACCCGCGACUUUCGAAGCUACGCGAUUACAGAGCGAGACGCCGAAUACUGCGAUGUUCUACAUUGUGCUGUUUGCUGGUGACGUACCGCGCACAAAGCUAUCAUUGUCGGCGUUCACCGCAGCCAUGUCAGCAGUGCCUUGGCUGAAUAAUGAGGAUACGCCGAUAUCAUGUCUUUCCGUCAUCGCAGGACUGGGUGGACCGUCAGCGUAUGAGACGUUGGGUGGUAUACCGUUUGGCCGUGUGUUUUAUGAUGGAGAUCAUAGUGCGCAUAUGCGCUAUGGUGUUGCGACUGAGAAAGGCGCUGUGGUGGUGUUGAGACCUGAUGGGUGGGUGGGCACAGUCGUUGAAUUGGACAGAGAUGCGGGGCAGAAGCUGGAGAGGUACUUUGCUCGGUUUCUGCUUGCUGCAGCAGGGGGUCACAAGGCUGAGGCGAAGUUGUAAAGGCGUGGGAAGAUCUUUCGAGCUCUACCAGUCAACUCACCCAUAUCGGGCGGCCUAUUUGACAAUCCCGUGGUUCGACUGUGUUUCUUCAAGGGCUGCCUUGUGGAGCGAUUGCCUUAUCUAUUUCUUGUUUCCGCAGAUCUUCAGUCGUGCGGUCGAGCGCACAAGGCUGAGGUUCUUAUCUGCCUUGAGAUAUAUGUGAUCACACCUAGGUACGAUGCGGAACCACGUAGUGGUCGCUCAAGCUGUUAGGCGACAAGGCUGGCCCCUAUCU
Messenger RNA from Alternaria rosae, 2272 nucleotides. Its product is annotated as FAD binding domain-containing protein. Gene Ontology annotation, molecular function: FAD binding. Bases 220 to 1998 code for a protein of 592 amino acids. Lineage: Eukaryota; Fungi; Ascomycota; Dothideomycetes; Pleosporales; Pleosporaceae. The record is from RefSeq and is a predicted model, not a curated record. The transcript is spliced from 3 exons.